Messenger RNA from Pyricularia pennisetigena, 951 nucleotides. RefSeq lists its product as uncharacterized. Gene Ontology annotation, molecular function: ATP hydrolysis activity; ATP binding. Lineage: Eukaryota; Fungi; Ascomycota; Sordariomycetes; Magnaporthales; Pyriculariaceae. The record is from RefSeq and is a predicted model, not a curated record. The transcript is spliced from 4 exons. The coding region runs from base 1 to 951 and encodes 316 amino acids.
AUGGAUGCGCGCCCAUGUGAACGGGUUCAGGACCUGGCCCUGCGAAUCACCAGGGAAUCCACCGCCGGAGAAUACCCUUCCCUGUUCGACCUUCCCCCCGACGGCGAUCUGGACCCCAAAAGCCAUAAUUUCAGCGCAGAACGAUGGGCAAAGGCCUUCUAUCAGAUGAGCGUCAAGGCUCUUGACGGUACCGAGCCGAACACGGCCGGGUUGUCUUUUCAGAAGCUCAACGUCUACGGGCAUUCAGCUCUCUCAAACUACCAGACCACCAUUGGCAACUGUUUCCACGCCGGCAUGGACCGGGCUGCCGGCCUGCUGGGCAGAAAGCAGCCACGGCGUGUCGACAUCCUGCGAAAUCUCGAAGGAGUUAUGCAUAGCGGCGACGAAACGGCCAAAAACGUCCAAACGAAAUACCAAGGCGAAGCCAUUUGCGUUUCCGAGGUCGAUUAUCAUUUUCCCCGCCUGACCGUCGGCGAAAUUCUCUAUUUCGCCGCGAGAGCGCGCUGCCCCCGCAAUUUGAUGCAUUAUAAACACGAAUACGCCGAGCAAAUGCGCGACGUCGUUAUGGCGACGCUGGGUAUUUCGCAUACCAAAAACACCCGAAUCGGCAACGAUUUCAUCCGUGGCGUUAGCGGUGGAAAGCGUAAACGCGUUAAUAUCGCCGAAGCGGUGUUUAGCUAUUCCCCCUGGCAGUUUUGGGAUAACAGCACGCGCGGAUUUGAUUCUGCAAAUGCCGUCGAGUUUUGUAAAACCCUGCGUACCCAGGCCAAGGUUUUUGGCAGCACGGCUUGUGUGGCCAUUUACCAGGCCCCGCAGGGGGCGUACGAUAUAAAAAAGGCCAAGGCCUACUUUAAAGGUUUGGGAUUUUUGUGCCCGGAGCAGCAGACGACACCCGAUUUCCUAACGUCCAUAACGAGCACCUCCGAGAGGAAAAUACGCCCUGGCUGGUAA